Molecule: messenger RNA, 390 nt
Organism: Rosa chinensis
Lineage: Eukaryota; Viridiplantae; Streptophyta; Magnoliopsida; Rosales; Rosaceae
Exons: 1
Coding region: 1-390 (129 amino acids)
Source: RefSeq, a predicted model, not a curated record
AUGCAAAAAUCAGGGCUUGUUAGUAAUGGUAAUGGUACCAAUUGGAAACCUGAGGAUCAGUAUAUUAACUUCGGAUCUUCUGCAUCUGCUUCUGUUUCUUCAGCUGAUGUGAUGAUUGCUUUUAAAGGGCAGAUGGGGAACUAUGGUGGUUAUGGAUCUAUGAAUACGGAGAUUGAAACCCUUCCUCUGUUCCCCAUGCAUAAUGAGGACAUCUUUGGCAACAUGAAGACUAGUUCCGAGGGUGGUGGCGGCUACAGCUACUACUCCUGUGGAUGGGGCGGCUACAACGGUGACUCUCACAUUUCCCUUGAGCUUAGCCUCAACUCUUACGACUCGACCCUAUUUUCCCGCGAACGUGUUUUCUCUGUGAGAGAAGAGACAAAGCUGUAA